CAAUGCGACUUGUCAUAAUAAUAUUUUAUAUUCGUGUUUUACACCUAUUAUGUUUAAAUUUGUAGAGUUUUACUAAAAUCAAUGCAUUUCGUAUCAUACGGGGGACCUUUAUUGGCCACCAAUGUCGCACUACGUGAAAAUCCACUACGGGCCUUACGAGGCGUUUCAUACUACGUCGCACAAACCUGCUAAAAUUGUUGGAGUCAGAGAUAAGCUCCGGCGGCUGGGCUAUCGAGUCGACAUCAACCCUGUGGAGUUCAUUGACUACUGCGUCUUUGAGAUCAUGGGGUACCAGGUGUUCCGCUGCAACAUCCGCAACCUCCUCCUAAACAUGGAGUGCGACUCGGACCCUGUUGCCUCGCGCGCCGUGCAGGCUUGCCUCGCCGCCUCUGACGAGCUCCAACACGCCCGCCAUCGCUUCUGGGUGGCCCGCCUUCUCAACGAGGACGUGUUCAAGCGGACCGCCGACCCGGACCAGUGGCCGUUCGACCUCAACCUCAAGCCCUACGCCACCUGUGUGGACUGCGCCGGCUGCUGCGGGAUACUGACUAGAAAGAAAAGUGACGUCGAAAUCGUAAAACCGUUAAUUUAUAAUGACAUUAAGCAGAACUUGCUAUACGAUUUGAGCAAUAGGGAUCGAUAAAUUGUGAUGAAAUUCAUGUGUGUAUUUUUUUUCAAGGUUUUUUAGGUUCAGGAAAAAAUUAUGAAUUCAUACAGACUUAAUCUUCCCCAAGAAUGACUUUGCUGAAAGAUGAAAACUGUAUUAAAUCCGUUCCGUAGUUUUAGAGUUUAUCGCGAAGAAUACAGAGAAAUUCUUUACGAGCUCGGCGUCACUUCUGGAUAGCCCGUCUCCUUAAUGAGGACGUGUUCAAGCGAACCGCUGACCCGGACCAGCGGCCGUUCGACCUCAACCUCACGCCCUACGCCACCUGUGUGGCCUGCGUCGGCUGCUGCGGGAUACUGACUAGAAAGAAAAGUGACGUCGAA
Leguminivora glycinivorella is the source of this 987-nucleotide messenger RNA. RefSeq lists its product as uncharacterized. NCBI's taxonomy places the organism in Eukaryota, Metazoa, Arthropoda, Insecta, Lepidoptera, Tortricidae. The transcript has 3 exons. The record is from RefSeq and is a predicted model, not a curated record. Bases 122 to 643 code for a protein of 173 amino acids.